AUGACGUCAGGAUUUUUUUUCAUUGUAACCCUGACAGCUCGUCUGACUGCGAGUCCCAGCAGCUCUCAGAUCUUCGAAGGAGACUUUGUGUCUCUGAGCUGUGAGGAGGACGACAGCUCUGCUGGAUGGACUCUGAGGAGAAACACAAGCAAACAGCAGAGGACUCAGUGUGGAGAUGGGUGGGGGAAAGCAGCUGGAGCAUCAUGUAACAUCAGUUACAUUCAGCCCUGGCACAGUGGAGUUUACUGGUGUGAGUCCAGAGAGGGUCCCAUCAGUAACAUGGUUAACCUGACAGUCACUGGUGGAUCAGUGAUCCUGCAGAGUCCUGUCCUCCCUGUGAUGGAGGGAGAUGACGUCACUCUGCUCUGUAAAACAAAGACCACUCCCUCCAACCUCCCAGCUGCUUUCUAUAAAGAUGGCUCCCUCAUCAGGAAGCAGCCUACAGGUCACAUGACCAUCCAGCAUGUUUCCAGGUCUGAUGAAGGCCUCUACAAGUGUGACAUCAGCGGUCAUGGAGAGUCUCCAUCCUGGUGGCGAAACCCAGGACUGGGCCACCAAGGAAAGGAGCAGGCCCAAAUGGUGGCCAAGCUGACAGCCACACAGUGGGAGCAGGCGGUGGUGUCACGUUGCCAGCAGGAAGAAUUCCAGGACCAGAUUGAGCAUGGGAUGGAGAUGAUUGAGAAUCUGGCAACUGGGAUCUGGUCCUGGCCAGCACUGUCGCCACACCCACCGGUGUUCUCUGACACCAUGGGAGUGGAGGAGGUCUGGACUGUUUCUGUGCCUGUAACGCCCCCCCGGGAGAGGCUAGCCAGGUCGCAGGCUGCCUCCGCACCCAUACCCACUUCUCAGGUGGGAGUGGCUGGUGCCUGUCUCCGGUUUCUGCUUCACCCCCUGCUGCAACAGGUCGGGCCAAAUAACUCCUCGACUUUGCGUUUUGUUGUGCUUUUAAGAAGACAAGGAGCCUAUGGUUGA
Molecule: messenger RNA, 972 nt
Organism: Oreochromis aureus
Lineage: Eukaryota; Metazoa; Chordata; Actinopteri; Cichliformes; Cichlidae
Exons: 4
Coding region: 1-972 (323 amino acids)
Biological process (GO): cell surface receptor signaling pathway
Molecular function (GO): transmembrane signaling receptor activity
Source: RefSeq, a predicted model, not a curated record